AUGGGAAACUACAUUUCAUCUUGCAGCAGUUUCAAUCUCAGCUUCAUUUCUUCACCCAAAAUAAAAACCACCAAAGCCGCUAGAGUAAUCUUCCCCACAGGAGAAAUCCGACAAUUCCAAGACUCCAUCAAAGCGGCCGAGAUCAUGCUCGAAUGCCCAAAUUAUUUUCUAGUGAACUCGCAAUCAUUGAACAUUAACAGGAGGUUCUCUCCUUUAUCUGCCGAUCAAGAUCUUCAAUCCGGAAACGUCUACAUCAUGUUUCCGAUAAGACGAGUGAAUUCGAUGGUUACACCGGGUGAUAUGGCGGUUUUUUGGUUGUCUGCUAAUAGUGCACCGAAACGGAUAUCCGGGAAGAUAUCGCCUGAGUUGGCAUUGGGUGGCGAUGCGGCGGAGACGGUCAGGAGUGAGGUGAGGUUGGUGGUCGAUGUGCCGGAGUUUGGUCACCGGAUAAUGGUUUCCCGGUCGAAGAAACCGGUUUUAGAUACCAUUACGGAGGAGCCGGUUCGGUCUAAGUAG
Messenger RNA from Helianthus annuus (common sunflower), 516 nucleotides. RefSeq lists its product as uncharacterized. The transcript has a single exon. NCBI's taxonomy places the organism in Eukaryota, Viridiplantae, Streptophyta, Magnoliopsida, Asterales, Asteraceae. The record is from RefSeq and is a predicted model, not a curated record. Bases 1 to 516 code for a protein of 171 amino acids.